CUGCCACGUGGCAACCUCUGUGCAUAACAGCUGUUUAAUUCUUUGAUAAUUUAAUUCUCCUGUAUUUCUACUGGAACACAAUAACUUGUGAUAAAGAAAGUAACGAUGGCUGCGGCAACAAAAUUGUAUAAAAAAUACUGCAUCGUCCUAAGGCAAAUGCAGCAACACCGCGCCAUUGCAAGCAGUAGCGCCAGUGCUUCGUUGAAAUCACGAAACGAACUAUUUAAUCAGGAGCAAAGACGCCAGCGGGAUGCCAUCGGCCGCGUUGAGAAGAUCGAAGUGCGUUAUCUGGGAUUGCCCGAGGAUGUGACGUUGGUGAUGAACAACCAGAUAUCAACGCCAUACAAUUGCGCACAACAUUUGAGCGAGGGACAUUGCAAAAGGUCCGCACUGGCGCUGAUUGACGGCAGUGUACCCUGGGAUAUGCACAGACCACUGCAGGAGUCCUGCACGUUGCAGCUCCUAAAUUUUAAUGUGACGGAGCCACACGUUGUCAACAAAGCCUUUUGGCGCACCUGCAGUUUUAUGCUGGGCGCUGCUUUACAACGAUCCUUCAAGGACGAAGCGAAUCUACAGCUGCACAGUUUUCCUGGCCCAAAUAUCAAAUCCGGUAGUUUUGUACACGACAUUGUUCUUGGCGCUCAAAACUGGGUACCAACUAAAGCAGAAAUGCGGGCGAUUUCGGCUGAAAUGGUCAAACUGGCAGCACAAGACCUGAAAAUUGAGCGCUUGGAAGUGGACCAAGAGCUGGCUAAAGAAAUGUUCAAGGACUCACAUUAUAAAAGCGAGCAAUUGCCCAGUAUUGCACAACAAAACCAGAGCCGUGUGACUCUUUACCGCUUGGGCGAGCACAUUGAUAUUUCACGUGGUCCUAUGGUGGCAUCUACCCGGUUCCUGGGCAAAUGCACCAUUUCUGCGGCACAUAAGAUUGCGAACGAAGGAUCGUCAGACGCAUACUAUCGAUUGCAAGGCGUAGCUUUGCCAACCGGGUUUUCAUUGAACCACUUUGCUUAUGGCCUAUUAGAACAGCGUUCGCAGAAAUUGAAUUCUGCCCGUUUGCCCAAUGAACCAUUUGAGGAACAACAACAAAUGCAGUUAUCUUAAAUCUAAAAAAAAA
This is a messenger RNA of Drosophila innubila, 1117 nucleotides long. RefSeq names its product 39S ribosomal protein L39, mitochondrial (gene mRpL39). The coding region runs from base 106 to 1104 and encodes 332 amino acids. Gene Ontology annotation, molecular function: nucleotide binding; threonine-tRNA ligase activity. The transcript is spliced from 5 exons. Gene Ontology annotation, biological process: threonyl-tRNA aminoacylation. Gene Ontology annotation, cellular component: mitochondrion. Lineage: Eukaryota; Metazoa; Arthropoda; Insecta; Diptera; Drosophilidae. The record is from RefSeq and is a predicted model, not a curated record.